Messenger RNA from Cygnus olor (mute swan), 3744 nucleotides. RefSeq names its product ADAMTS like 2 (gene ADAMTSL2). Lineage: Eukaryota; Metazoa; Chordata; Aves; Anseriformes; Anatidae. Gene Ontology annotation, cellular component: extracellular matrix. Bases 169 to 3066 code for a protein of 965 amino acids. The transcript has 19 exons. Gene Ontology annotation, biological process: extracellular matrix organization. The record is from RefSeq and is a predicted model, not a curated record.
CGCUAUAAGAGCGGCCGGCGAGGGCUGGGGGGAGCCACUGCGGCGGCUCCUCCUCGCUGCGAGCCCGGCGCUGGUGGCUGCGCUUUGAAGUCGGGGAGGAGGAAGAAGAGGAAGAGGAGGGAGCGGCCGGGGCUGCCGCUGCUCCCCGGCACCCGCAGCAUCGCCAGAAUGAAGAUCCUCAGGUGGAGGUGGAGCAGCAUCUCCAGCAGCACGCAGGCCCAGCUGAAAGGUGCCCUGGCCCUUCUCUUCAUGGGCAACGUUGCCUUUGUGAUAGCUCAGGACAUGCCGCAGACCUCCAACAGCCUGGAGGAAGGCGCGGAUGUGACCGCCUACUGGUGGGGCGAGUGGACCAAGUGGACGGCGUGCACGAGGACCUGCGGCGGGGGUGUCAAGUCCCAGGAGAGGCACUGCCUGCGGCAGAGAAGAAAGUCAGUGAGUGGGCUGGCUAAUAAAACUUGCACUGGAACAUCCAAAAGAUACCAGCUCUGCAAAGUACAAGAGUGCCCUGCAAAUGGAAGGAGCUUUCGAGAGGAGCAGUGUUCAUCCUUUAACUCCCAUGUGUAUAAUGGAAGAACGUAUCAAUGGAAACCUUUAUAUCCUGAUGACUAUGUUCACAUUUCUAGCAAGCCCUGUGACCUCCAUUGCACCACUGUGGAUGGUCAGAGACAGUUAAUGGUUCAGGCUCGGGAUGGAACAUCCUGCAAAUACACUGAUUUCCGAGGGGUUUGCGUGUCUGGAAAAUGUGAGCCGAUUGGCUGCGAUGGCAUUCUCUUUUCCACCCACACCUUGGAUAAAUGUGGAGUUUGCCAAGGAGAUGGGAGCAGCUGCACUCAUGUGACUGGGAGUUACCGGAAAGGAAACUCUCAUCUUGGCUAUUCUCUGGUAACGCACAUUCCUGCUGGAGCGAGGGAUAUCCAGAUAGUAGAACGGAAAAAAUCUGCAGAUGUUCUGGCCGUGGCUGAUGAAGCUGGCUACUACUUCUUCAACGGGAACUACAAAGUUGACAGUCCGAAGAACUUCAACAUUGCAGGCACGGUGUUCAAGUACCGCAGGCCCAUGGAUGUCUAUGAGACUGGCAUAGAGUAUAUCGUUGCCCAAGGACCAACAAAUCAAGGACUGAAUAUAAUGGUCUGGAAUCAAAAUGGCAAGAAUCCAUCCAUCACGUUUGAAUACACUCUCCUGAGGAAGCCACACUCAAAAAAUCUCCAGCCUAUCUACUACACCUUUUCUGAGUCAGAUAGUGAAGAAAGCAGAGAGUUUGAUGGAGACGUGCCAUUGGGCUUUCUCCAACACAAUGCAACCUAUUUUGGGAAAAUCUCCAGGGAAAGGAUAGACUUGGAGAACCAGGUGUUUGGAAGACAGGACACGGAGGAAGAUUUAAACUUGAGCAAAGGUCAGGAAACCAAUGAGGUCUAUGAAAGAGCAGAAACAAUUGACUGUGAGCCAAAACUGAAGGGCAAACCUCCCAAAGAUUCAAACGUAACCAGGUCUACUUACCAGACAGACCAUGAUGACAGAGACUUCGACCCCAGGCUCACCUCCAGAGAAUUCCUUUCGGAGAACGCCAUCACGGACAAGCUGCUAGACAAGUCCUCCGACUCGAAGGAGCUGGUGCUCAACAUGACCAUGAACAGCAUCUUCGCCCAGGGAGACCCGCUCAACUCUGUGGGGUCGCACAUUGACAGCCUCUAUGUUGACUAUGAAGACACGGAUGGCCUUGUGACCUACACCAUCAAUAGCACCUACAUGGAGCUGAGCAAUGGCAAAGCCGUCAACACGUCUGCAGAGACUCCCUUCUCAAACACCACUGUCACCAUGACCAGCCCUCAAGGGAACAGAACCCACAAAGCAAGAAACAGAUUGAAGUUGUUAAGAAAGGGCCAAGGUGUGAGUGCUGCUGACAUGUACAGGUGGAAGCUUUCCUCCCAUGAACCCUGCAGCUCUACAUGUACCACAGGAGUGAUGUCCACGUAUGCUAUGUGUGUGCGCUAUGACGGGAUCGAAGUGGACGAUACGUACUGUGAUGCCAUGACCCGCCCCGAGCCCGUCCAUGAGUUCUGUGCUGGGAGAGAGUGCCAGCCAAGGUGGGAGACGAGCAGCUGGAGCGAGUGCUCCCGCACGUGCGGCGAGGGCUACCAGUUCCGCAUCGUGCGCUGCUGGAAGAUGAUCUCCCCGGGCUUCGACAGCUCCGUCUACAGCGACCUCUGCGAGUCGGCCGACAUCACCAGGCCGGACGAGCGCAAGGUCUGCAAGAACCCAGCCUGCGGGCCACAGUGGGAGAUGUCGGAGUGGUCGGAGUGUUCAGCGCGGUGCGGUGAGCGGAGCGUGGUGACGCGGGACAUCCGCUGCUCGGAGGAGGAGAAGCUGUGUGACGCCAGCGCCCGGCCCCUGGCCGAGAAGAACUGCACCGGGCCGCCCUGCGACCGCCAGUGGACUGUCUCCGACUGGGGACCGUGCAGCGGCGGCUGCGGGCAGGGCAGGAUGAUCCGGCACGUGUACUGCAAAACCAGCGACGGGCGCGUGGUGCCGGAGUCGCAGUGCAACCUGGAGACGAAGCCGCUGGCCAUCCACCCCUGCGGGGACAAGAACUGCCCGUCACACUGGCUGGCGCAAGACUGGGAGCGGUGCAACACCACAUGCGGCCGGGGCGUGAAGAAAAGGAUCGUGCUCUGCCUCGAGAUUGUCAAUGGCAAGAUCAAGACCCGCAACCCCGCCGACUGCGACGUGGCCAAGAAGCCUGUGGAGGAGACGACGUGUUUCGAGCGGCCGUGCUUCAAGUGGUACACGACCCCCUGGUCGGAGUGCACAAAAACCUGCGGCAUCGGCGUGAGGAUGCGGGACGUGAAGUGCUACCAGGGGAAGGACAUCGUCCGUGGCUGUGACCCGCUGGUGAAGCCAGUCGGCAAGCAGACCUGUGACCUGCAGCCCUGCCCCACAGAGCCCCCAGAUGACAGCUGCCAAGACCAGGCAGGAACCAACUGCGCUCUGGCCAUCAAGGUGAACCUGUGCAGCCACUGGUACUACAGCAAAGCCUGCUGCCGCUCCUGCCGUGCUCCCCACUCCUAGUGCGGGGCCGUGGGGGCCCGGCCAGGCUUCUCCCCCCGCUGCCGGGGUCCCAGGCACCGUGCAGGGCGAGCUGCCAGGCCCUAAGGGUGCUUCCCAUCCAUCCUGCCCUGCCGGCGCAGAGCUGCUCCCCUCUCCUCCCUGGUCAUCAGAGCUGUACAUAGAUCCUGUAUAUUUGAUUUCCCCCGACGGCAGCCAUUCACCUCUUUUUACAAGGUCUUGUCCUUUGGUUUCUUUCUGCCUGUGCACGUUUGGGGUUGGCAAUAGGGCGGCGUGAGCCUGUUGGAGGGAGAGCACCAGCACCUUCCCCUUGCGAGAGUUAGUGCCUCCUCCCUCAUUUGUCCCCAAAACCUGCGCUCUCGUUAGCUGCAUUUAACACGGUGGGGAGCUGAUCUUCAUUUGCUAAAUGAACUCGAGCCCAGGCCCUUUUUUGUAAUAUGUAGGUGUAUACUUUUUCAGAGGAUUUUAUCUUAUAAUCAAAUGGUAGUUCCAUAGUCCUUACCAAAAAAAAAAAAGAAACAUAAUGCUGACAUAUUGUAUAUAAUAUGGAAACAUAACUGCACUUUAUAUCACAAAAAAGACGUGCUCUUUUUUAAUAUAUUUGUUUACAUACAGUGAACUUUAUCCACAUAAUCAUUAAUUUGUACUCAUAUGUAUAUUUUAAUAAAAUUGUCAUAUUUA